CCCGUCGCUUAUCCUCUCUCUCUCUGUUCCGUCUCUUUCUCUCUCAUAAUUUUGCCUUCUCACUCUCUCACUCACUUCCAUACUCGCACUUCAAAGCACAGCAGCAGAGCUCUCUCUCUCUCUCUCUCUCUCUAUCUUUCUCGCUCAAGACCGCUGGCCUUUUCCUCUUCUUCUUUCUCUCUCUCUAUCUAUUCUUUCAAGAAGCCUCGCCAUAAUCGCCCGAAGAGGAAACCCUAGGCGCAGCGCUUCAGAUCUGCGCUUCCCCAUUUCUGGAGCUCUUGUUGUUGUUGUUGUUGUUGUUGUUGUUUCAUUGAGAUGCAUUCCUCGGUGGCGGAGCUGUAGCUGAGAUUUUGAAAUCAGGGGGAAAUGUCCGGCUCCGACCCGAAAGCCCGACCGAAGCCCGGCCCGUGGCCACCAGCACCGGACGCGUCCCCAUUGCCGCCGGCUACCUGGGCUAAGAAGACCGGCUUCCGCCCCAAGUUCUCCGGCGAGACCAAUGCCAGCGAUUCCGGCCAGAUUUCUCUGCCUCCAAGGCCCAGAGAGCACCGGGAUGCCCAGCCCGAUCUCGAGGCCGGACGGGGACGGCCUGCGCCGGCGUCGGCGGUCCCGUCGCCAGCUCCCACGCCGUCGCCGGCGCCAGCUGCAGUUGCGGUGCCUGCUCCUCCAUCUGGACGGGCAGGGGCAGGGGCUGCCCCUGCUGUGAAUGGGGGGACGGAGACGGUGGUGCCACCGUCGGCAAACAACAAGAAGGAUCAGUCAGUGAAGAGGAGGAGGGAUUCCGACGGCGGAGGCGGUGGGGCUCAUAGAAAGCUACCGUCGGGUGGUAACGGAGGAGCAAAUGGGCAAGGGAAUUCGGAAGGCGGGGCGAGGAGAGCUACGAGGAACGACGAAGUAAUUGAUGUGUUGCCUCAGGAAGAUGAAGGUUUCCCGGCAAGGCAUUCGCAUAUGAAGUACGAGCUAAGGGACACACCGGGCCUUGUUCCAAUUGGUUUCUACGGAUUGCAGCAUUACCUCUCAAUGUUAGGCUCGUUGAUUCUAAUUCCGCUUGUCAUAGUUCCAGCAAUGGGCGGUUCCCAAGAGGAUACUUCGAUGGUGGUGUCGACGGUGCUAUUCAUUUCCGGGGUUACCACGCUUCUUCAUACGUCUUUCGGUUCGAGGUUGCCGUUGAUACAAGGCCCAUCGUUCGUCUUCCUAGCUCCGGCAUUAGCCAUAAUCAACUCACCGGAGUUUCAAGGCCUAAAUGGAAAUGUAUGCUAUGUUAAGUUUCUUGAUUGAAUUCACUAUUCAGUUGUUUAAUGUGUCUGAAAGCUGAUUGAUUGUGUGGGCAGCAUUUCAAGCAUAUUAUGAAGCGGCUGCAGGGUGCUGUUGUGAUAGCUUCGGCCUUUCAAACAAUACUCGGAUAUAGUGGACUGAUGUCUAUAAUCUUAAGAUUGAUCAAUCCUGUAGUUGUUGCUCCUACCAUAGCAGCCGUCGGACUUUCUUUCUAUAGCUAUGGUUUCCCUCUAGUUGGUACCUGUAUCGAAAUCGGAGCUGUGCAGAUAUUAUUCGUUAUCAUCUUUUCUCUUUACCUCCGGAAGAUAUCAGUGUUUGGCCACCGCAUAUUCCUGAUUUAUGCGGUUCCGCUGGCUUUGGGUAUCACAUGGGCUAUGGCUUUCCUCUUGACAGAAACAGGAGCCUAUAGUUACAAGGGCUGCAAUGCGAACAUUCCUGCUUCAAAUAUUAUAUCUGAACAUUGCAGAAAGCGGAUAUCAAGGAUGAAGUUCUGCCGUGUUGACACUUCUCGUGCAUUGACAUCUUCCCCAUGGUUUAGGUUUCCAUAUCCACUUCAAUGGGGUACUCCUGUUUUCGAGUGGAAAAUGGCUGUGCUAAUGUGUGUGGUGUCCAUUAUCUCAUCCGUGGAUUCGGUUGGCUCUUAUCACGCAUCAUCGUUGCUGGUGGCAUCUAGGCCCCCAACACCAGGUGUACUUAGUAGGGGAAUUGGGCUUGAAGGUCUCUGCAGUGUCCUAGCUGGUCUAUGGGGUACUGGAACUGGCUCCACAACGCUAACAGAGAAUGUGCAUACUCUUGCUGUGACUAAAAUGGGUAGCCGAAGAGCAGUUGAGUUAGGUGCGUGCAUCUUGAUUGUCUUAUCGCUCGUAGGUACGUCAUCAUCUAUCUCUGUCUCCAAAAGCCUGUUUAAUAAGAAUUCUUCUGUUCAUUGUUAAUUGGAUUCCAUAUGUAAGCAUUUCUUGAUGAGUAUUGGAAAUUUAAGUAUGGGCAUCAAUAAGUGUUGGGACUUUGGAGUGGAUUGAUGUGCCUCUGUUCCCCGUUCAGGAAUUAACUGGUAGUUUUGGUAGAUAAAUCUCACAGAUCACUCUGGUGAAGAUCGUCAGCGAUGUAUGUUAAUAGUGUUGGACUAAUAGUUUACUUACGCUCUCAAUACAAUUUGAUAUUGAGCCCUCGUCAAUCUAUGGGCUUUUACUCUCCUGUUUUCCUAUCGUUCAAUCGAACUGUUGCUUUCAAGGAUUUCAUUUCUUUAUUAUAUGCCAGAAUGUGGUUCGUAAGAGUCUGAAUUUUUUGCUAAUGUACAACAGGGAAAGUAGGGGGGUUUAUUGCUUCGAUCCCACUAGUCAUGGUAGCAGCUCUACUCUGUUUCAUGUGGGCAAUGCUAACAGCUUUGGGAUUGUCGAAUCUACGAUAUAGCGAGGCCGGAAGCUCUCGAAACAUCAUCAUCGUUGGGUUAUCCUUGUUCUUCUCUCUAUCUGUACCAGCCUACUUCCAGCAAUACGGUAUCUCUCCAAAUAGCAACUCGUCAGUUCCCAGCUAUUUUCAACCCUAUGUUGUAGCUUCUCAUGGUCCAAUCCGAACUACAUUUGGAGGGUUGAACUACUUCCUCAACACGCUACUCUCGCUCCAUAUGGUGGUUGCUUUCAUCAUGGCCGUGAUCCUGGACAACACAGUGCCAGGAAGCCGGCAAGAACGUGGUGUAUACGUGUGGUCUGAUGCCGAAACAGCAAGGAGGGAGCCUGCUGUGGCCAAGGACUACGAGUUGCCCUUCAGAGUUGGUCGGCUUUUCAGAUGGGUAAAGUGGGUUGGACUGUGAGAGGGUGAAGGAAGAAACAAAACACAAGAUGAACUCUCAAAUAGGGUUGGGCGACUCUGCAAGUCCAUUUUGCAGCUGGCUUUUCUUUGGCGAAACAGCAACAGCGGAUUUAGCUGCGACUAUGGGAGUAGGUUUUCGUUCAUCACGGACACGGAGAAGAGAAGAGCACCUUAGAUAGCUAGCAAAGUCGGACGACCGAUAAUAGUUAAAGUUAAAAUCCUGAGCUCAUCAACCCUAUUUUUCUCUGUACAUUUUCUGGAUCCAUUGAUGGAUCUGGCCGUGUUGUAAUUUAAUCUCUUAAAUAUUUCUUUAAUUUUGGCCUGUUCAUGUAUCUAUAUCAGUUCUGGUCGUCUUGAUUCAUUUGGAGCAUUUUCUGGGGGAAGGUGGAGAAAUCAGAGUCUUUAAAUCUUUUCUAUUAUUAGUUGUGUAUAUUAUUAUAAAGAAAAAUUCCAAUAUGAUUCUCAGAAACAGUAUGUUCCAGUUCUACUGUCUAGUUUUUACCUUCGAUCAAUGUUCCGAAAAGAAUGCUAAAUAGAGAAGCUAUGAGAGCAACAUUGUAGACCUGUAAUAUUGAAUCUUCAGGUUGUAAAAGACGUAUGUACCGCAGUAUGAAGCAGAGCAGUGGCUGGUGUCAUGUUCUUCGUGGUCGUCAUCAUCGUUUCUGGAAGUUGAGAACUUUGAGGGAGACAGCGAAAGUGGCGAAGAAGACGAAACAAAAU
Molecule: messenger RNA, 3801 nt
Organism: Linum tenue
Lineage: Eukaryota; Viridiplantae; Streptophyta; Magnoliopsida; Malpighiales; Linaceae
Source: the annotation of a GenBank genome assembly